AUGCCUACGCCGUGGUUGGACUCCUUUUCGACCGGCUCCACCUCGGUCUCAGUCUCGUCUUCCACCACGGGCUUCGCCCAUACCGGGCAGCUCUCACCCAUCAGCAACGCCGUGGACCAGCCGCGCAGGGUCGUCUCUAGUGCCGGCAGCCUCGCGUCUCCGUCUCAAUCACCCCCCGUUACCACCGGGCCGCACUCAUCGUCAUCGUCGUCAGCCCGGACGCCGUCUUGGCCCCUGAACUAUGCCGUCCCGGAGCAUAUCUCGGCCCACCACCACGGCCUGGACACCCACGAGGCGCAUCCCUACCAUGGCCCUUGGGAGGACGGCUCGGACGGCAUGUUGGCGGUCCCUAAGCUGGAGCCUCUCGAUGACGAUGAUUUCUGCAUGGAAGAUCUCCAAGAGGCUCCCUCGCCGCCUACUCCCACUCUCCUGGGUCAUCUACAAGGAGACCUAGAUGGACCGAAGCUUAAACGACCGCGAGGGCGGCCCCGGAAGCACCCGCUCCUUCCCCACCUUACCGCGAAUAAAGUCACCAAGGGUCGGUCCAAAACUGGAUGCCUAACCUGCAGGAAACGAAAAAAGAAGUGUGACGAGGCAAAGCCGCGAUGCAUGAACUGCGAGAAGAACGCGGUCGUCUGCGAGGGCUAUCCGGAGAAGCAGAUCUGGAAAAGCGGCAAGGAAAAGGCUGAGGAGGAACGCCUCAAGGGUCGCGGCUUUCCGUCUAUCACCAUGCGACCCCUUUUCCACGGUUUGGAGACUGCCGAAGACAGAAUCUUUUGGAAACACUACAACGAGCAUCUCAGCACUGUUCUCACCGUCGAAGGGGAGCAUAAGAACGCGUUCAAGGAUAUGAUGAUUCCCAUCGCGGUGAAACACCAAGGCCUCAUGCACUCCAUUCUGUCACUGGCCAGCAAACACCUCGAUCUCGAAACGCCAUACGGCCUCAACAUCUUGAAAACCAACCCCAGCACGACGGCCCAUGCACUAAAGGAGCGUUCCCUCUACCAUCAUCACCAGUCAAGACUCAAGUUCUACCAUGAUAUCGAGUCGACGAAUGUCACUUCUAAUACCGACGACAAGACGCUAGUUGCUGCGCGGUACGGUCAAAUGCUUUGCUUUCUCCUGGAAGCCCUUGUAGAGGGUAGCCCACGUGGUGAGCAUAGGCUACACCUUUCUGGUUAUCGCAACCUAGUUUCCACUUCCCCGCCCGAGGACUCAGACUUUCUGUCCUUCAUUGCCGAGAUAUUUCAGUACCACAUUUACGCCGAUGGACUUAUCCACGCAGCCGUCAAGAAAAACACACUGGACGCACCGCUCCCGUCCAUUCCGACCGUCCAUCAACCUAGGUUGAUCGGCGUUGCAGAUGGCCUGCUGGGCUUCCUGCCGCAGAUCACGGCCAUUCGCAACCGGAUCCGGAGUAAGGUGAUGGCGCAAGUGGAUGUCGCUGUUGAUUACGAGGAUUUGUAUCCAGCUUAUGACCUCGAUUGCGCCAUUCAGGAAUGGACCCCUCAAUGGCCGCCGGGCGACAACCGGGACCAAGUCAGCCUUUUGUACAAGCAGAUGUUGUGGAUCUAUCUCAACCGGGCCAUCUACCUACCCGUAUCGUCGCCCCCCUCGUCCAUGGCGUCCUCCGCCGCGUCUCUUUCCUUUAUCCACAGUUCCGCAUCGCACGGCCGGCCCCCCCCUUCGGCGGUAAACACGCCACCGAAGUCGGCAUCUACGAGUCGCGCCUCGUCCCCAAAGCUUACCAGUUCUGCCUUGGGACCGAUUCCCAAAUCCAGCCGCCCAAACUCGCGCCUCGGCCCGUUCUCUCGCCCUCAGCACAACCCGGUAACCAGCACCAGCAACAGCCAUGUUACGCAAUCCGGUGAAACUGCAGCUGCUGGAGGAAGCCGAGCCGAAUCACCGCCACCCGUCCGACGGCCGCCUGAUCUGGACCCGGAUUUGACGCAUGCGGUCGAGGAGUCACUAGCUCUACUUGAGUCAUUCAAGCCCAGCGACCCGUGCCAGACGCUUCUCCUGCUCCCAUGCUUCUUGAUUGGGACCGCAUGCUUCAGCCCUUCACAACAAAAGCGGGCACGGACGGCGCUCAAGAUAGUUAGGGGCUACACCGGGCUUCGCAAUGCAGACCGUGCCGGCGAGGUUCUCGACGAGGUCUGGCGCCUCAUGGAAGCCGGUGAAUGGAUCGCCGCGUGGGAUUGGCCAGGCAUUGCUGAGAGGCUCAACCUUGACUUCAUCCCUGCGUGA
Molecule: messenger RNA, 2247 nt
Organism: Dichotomopilus funicola
Lineage: Eukaryota; Fungi; Ascomycota; Sordariomycetes; Sordariales; Chaetomiaceae
Exons: 3
Coding region: 1-2247 (748 amino acids)
Biological process (GO): positive regulation of transcription by RNA polymerase II
Cellular component (GO): nucleus
Molecular function (GO): DNA-binding transcription factor activity, RNA polymerase II-specific; zinc ion binding; transcription cis-regulatory region binding
Source: RefSeq, a predicted model, not a curated record